GAUCUCCUUGACAUGUUUACAAGAUUGUUUUGGGUUUUGUUUGUUUUUUUUUUUACUUGUUCUUCAUUGUCGUGUUUUGUUUUCUGGGUGAACAUGUUAGAUUUGUGAAGUUAUUUUCUUCUGUUUUCAUUUUUCAUUCUUUUCUUGAUUCUUCGAUCGUGUUGGUGCUUUGGCGUCUUGCUCAUUUUCUUUUAGCUCCUUUAUUCUUUCUGUCUUUCUUAUGAAUCUCCUUCUUUUCAUCCCUGUUCUUGGAGGAAUCGAAUGAUGAUUAUCCAGACAGGUGGUUAUGGGCCAAUAUGUAGCAAGUAUGGGCUGGACAAUUUGGACAUCCUAGAUAGGAGAUUACUAUAGAUUUGCAUCUCAGGCUUCCUCUUCUCUGCAACAAGUAUUCGAACCAUCUACUUACAGCGAUGAUGAAUACCCAGAUGUCGACUGGGAUAAUCUUGGCUUUUGCAUGAUGCGUACUGAUUACAUGUACAUGACGAAAUGCAAUAAAGGAGAGUGUUUUGAACAAGGACAGCUUAGUCGAUAUGGAAACAUUGAGCUGAGCCCUGCUGCUGGAGUUCUAAAUUAUGGCCAGGGACUGUUUGAAGGCACAAAAGCAUACAGAAGUGAAGAUGGACGCCUUCUUCUCUUCCGUCCAGAACAGAAUGCAAUCCGCAUGAAAAUGGGGGCUGAAAGAAUGUGCAUGCCAUCACCCUCCAUUGAUCAAUUUGUCGAUGCUGUGAAGCAAACUGCCAUAGCCAACAAGCGUUGGGUUCCUCCUGCAGGGAAAGGGUCUCUGUAUUUAAGGCCUCUGCUCAUGGGAAGUGGUCAAAUAUUGGGUUUGGGUGCAGCACCUGAAUACAUAUUCCUCAUCUAUGUUUCCCCUGUUGGAAACUAUUUCAAGGAGGGUUUUGCACCCUUGAACUUGUAUGUUGAGGAAGAGUUUGAUCGUGCCUCUCGUGGCGGAACCGGAGGGGUCAAAUCGGUCACCAACUAUGCCCCAGGUCUGAAAGCUUUGACUAGAGCAAAAAGCAGAGGAUUUUCUGAUGUCCUAUACCUGGACUCUGUGAAUAAGAAGUUCAUUGAGGAGGUGUCAUCUUGUAACAUUUUCAUUCUCAAGGGCAAUGUUAUUUCUAGUCCUGCAGCAAAUGGGACCAUUCUUGAAGGAGUUACCCGUAAAAGCAUCAUUGACAUUGCCCGUGAGCAUGGUUACCAGGUUGAGGAGCGUGUUAUUACCAUUGAUGAACUGAUUGAUGCUGAUGAAGUUUUCUGCACUGGAACUGCUGUUGGCGUUGCUCCUGUAGGGAGCGUUACAUACCAGGGUCAAAGGUUUGAGUUUAAAACAGGCCCUCACACUGUGUCACAGGAACUGUACACAACCCUUGAAGGGAUAAAAAGGGGUCUGAUUAAAGAUAACAAAGGCUGGAUAGUAGAGAUAGAUUAGA
Messenger RNA from Juglans microcarpa x Juglans regia, 1430 nucleotides. RefSeq names its product branched-chain amino acid aminotransferase 1, mitochondrial. The coding region runs from base 455 to 1429 and encodes 324 amino acids. The record is from RefSeq and is a predicted model, not a curated record. Gene Ontology annotation, molecular function: branched-chain-amino-acid:2-oxoglutarate transaminase activity. The transcript is spliced from 10 exons. Lineage: Eukaryota; Viridiplantae; Streptophyta; Magnoliopsida; Fagales; Juglandaceae. Gene Ontology annotation, biological process: branched-chain amino acid metabolic process.